AUCACUCAUCAGCCCGUCUCAGCCAUGAAAAUCACCGUAAAGACACUGCAGCAGAAGGUCUUCCAGAUCGAGGCCGAGGGCACCGAUACUGUCGCGGACCUCAAGCAGAAGAUCCAGGAGACACAGGGCCAUGGAGUUGAUAGCCAGAAGUUGAUUUACUCUGGCAAAGUUCUGCCUGACUCCAAGUCGAUCGAAUCAUGUGAGAUCAAAGAGAAGGACUUCCUGGUGCUCAUGGUGUCGAAGCCCAAGCCUACUGCCGCCACUGCCGGUGCAUCGAGUUCAACCCCUGCCGCAAGCACCGCGCCACCAGCGGCCGCUGCACCUGCCGCCGAGAGUUCCAUCCCUGCACCUGUCGCACCCUCUACUGCGGCUCCCCAACCUCCCAAUGCGCCCAUCCUCACCCCUGCGCAAGCCGCGCCCGUUGCACCUUCGCUGGGCGACGGCUUCCUCACCGGAGAGGCUCUCCAGGGCACCGUCCAGAACAUGAUUGAGAUGGGCUUCGAGCGGGAACAGGUGAUGCGCGCACUUCGCGCGUCCUUCAACAACCCCGAGCGGGCGGUCGAGUACCUUUUCAACGGUAUUCCUGCACAUCUCGACCAACCUGCUGCCCCCGCUGCCGCUCCCGCCGCCCAACCCGCUGCCCCCGCCGCACCAGCAGCGGCAGCAGCACCCCAGGCAGCCCAGCCCGCGCAACCCGCCCAGGCGCAGAACCUCUUCCAGCUCGCCCAGCAGCAACAGCAGCAGCAACAGCCCGCUGGCGGCCAGGGUCUCGGAGCUCUUGGUGGCCUCGGUGGCGCAGCAGGAGGUCCAGGCGGCACCGCUGCCCUCGCCGCGCUCGCCAACCACCCGCAGAUCCAGCACCUGCGCGAGAUCAUGGCGCAGAACCCCGCGCUCAUCCAGCCCGUCAUCCAGGAAAUUGCUGCGCAGAACCCCCAGCUCGCACAGCUGUUCGCGCAGAACCCCGAGGCCCUCGCGCAGAUUCUCGGCGGCGACCUUGGGGACGAGGAGGAGGGCGGGAUCCCGCCCGGCGCCCAGGUCAUCCAGGUCACGGAGGAGGAGCGCGCUGCGAUCGAGCGGCUGGAGGCGCUUGGUUUCCCCCGGCAAGCGGUGAUCGAGGCGUACUUUGCGUGCGACAAGAACGAGGAGCUCGCCGCGAAUUACCUCUUCGAUAGCGGCUUCGACGACGCGUAGGCAGCUGUUAUUCCUUAUAAGUACGGCUGUCUACGCUCCUACGUCUUCGAGUCUUGAUCCGGGAGAGGGAGGAUUGUGCAUAUCCCAGAUGUCUAUGUAGCUAUUUGUCUUCCGUGUACGAUGCAUACAGCGGCUCCCCCUACGAUGUAACUAUUCCGAUGUACACGAUGCUUUACUGCACACUGUGUAUAGUGGACUUCUCCAAAUCACUAGCAGCAUUCUAAGUACUACUAAGUAGUAAGUAGACGAACGGCUCCAUUAAGCGUCCGGUCGCAUCCGAGCAACUGUGCAGAACAGAGGAUCCUUU
Messenger RNA from Trametes versicolor FP-101664 SS1, 1498 nucleotides. RefSeq names its product UV excision repair protein Rad23. NCBI's taxonomy places the organism in Eukaryota, Fungi, Basidiomycota, Agaricomycetes, Polyporales, Polyporaceae. The record is from RefSeq and is a predicted model, not a curated record. Gene Ontology annotation, biological process: nucleotide-excision repair; proteasome-mediated ubiquitin-dependent protein catabolic process. Gene Ontology annotation, molecular function: polyubiquitin modification-dependent protein binding; damaged DNA binding; proteasome binding. The transcript is spliced from 6 exons. The coding region runs from base 25 to 1191 and encodes 388 amino acids. Gene Ontology annotation, cellular component: nucleoplasm; cytosol.